AUGUUUCCUUCACAGCGAAUACAAAAUCUUAUUAGUAGUGUUAAAGAAAAAGUAGAAAAGUAAGAAAAAUUCAGAGAAUUUCAAAACGAUAGAGAUAAUUUUGGAGCCUGCAAUACAAGUGCGCUUGAAAGGUCAAAAAAUUUGAAAGAGCAUAUAUAUGAACUCAGCAAAUACAUGAUAUCUAAGAAAAAAGAAUACAAUGAAAUACAUAAUGAAGUUUUACAAAAGCAGCAAAAGCUUUUUGAGCUUAAAAAGACUUAUACAGAAAUGGAGGAUCAAAUUUCGCAGCCGAACCACAUUGAAGAUUUAUUUAAGGUUCGGAAAGAAGAACACCAUGAUUUUACACAAGGCUUAAAUAAUGAGCUAUAUUAUCAAGAAACGUUAAAACAAAUGCUUUUCCAAAGGCAAGAAAACGUCAACCGCUCUAUAUUACCUGUAAACACAAUUAGCUCGAAGCUUAAACUUAUAACAAGCCAAUUAGCUAAUAGGAGACAUUCAGUUGAAAAAAUAUCUGCUGAUAUCACAAAUAUAAACCAGGAAAUUGAAAUAGCGAAAAAUGAAUUGGCCAGAUCCAGAAUUCUCAACCAUCAGAAAAUAGAAAACGAGCUUAAAGUAUACCAGGACUAUCAAAAAGUCCUUAAAUGUAUUUCUGCAGAACACAAAAGAAACCUCACAAUUGAAAAACAAAAAGAGAACUCAUUACAAUUAAUCAGACUGGAAAAAAAAAUUUCUGAGCUAAAAGAGUUUCAUGUAGUCCACAAUGAAACUAUAAAGCUUGAAAAAGACCAAGAAAAGCAAGACAGUAAAUUCAAAGCGAUCCAGCGAGUCACAAAUAUAUCGACUAUACAGGAUAUGCUACCUUAUUAUAAGUAUCUUAAAGAAAAAACAGAAAAUUUAAGUAGCACAGCAAGCCAAUAUCAAAGCUUGAUAGACAGUUUGAAUAAAGAAAUAAAGGAGCUUUCUUAUGAGCUUAAUCGAUAUAAAUUUCAAGAUGGAUCAUAUGAACUGAACGCACAGAAAAUUGAAGAAAUAAAAGCUGCGUUUGAGCUGAGGAUAAGCACGAUCGAAAAAGAUGAGUCUUCGUUGAAUAGCUUACAAAAUUUAGUGUUUUCAGCUGUAAAUGUUAUCAGUAGAAUUGUUUUCCAGCUCUCUGAUGAAAGUUCCCGCUUUGAUGUGACAGCAAAAAACUUGAACCAUGCACUUGCUUAUAUUUCUUCAAAGCUUGACACAAUAAUAGGUACAUUGGAAAAUCAUAAAAAUGUAUAUUAUGUAGAAAGCAUAAAUACAGCGACUGAUUUUACUUCUUCUCCACCUUUCUUGAAAUUAAACAAUUCCAGCUUUUACCAAUACUAA
Molecule: messenger RNA, 1353 nt
Organism: Blepharisma stoltei
Lineage: Eukaryota; Ciliophora; Heterotrichea; Heterotrichida; Blepharismidae
Source: the annotation of a GenBank genome assembly